Messenger RNA from Gasterosteus aculeatus aculeatus (three-spined stickleback), 1800 nucleotides. The record is from RefSeq and is a predicted model, not a curated record. Lineage: Eukaryota; Metazoa; Chordata; Actinopteri; Perciformes; Gasterosteidae.
UGUGCGCAUCGGUGACGUGAUCAACACGUAUUUCACUCACGGGGACAACAAUGUUAUGGGCGUGGCCACGGUGACGUCAUCUGGGCACUGACACGUACAGCAGGAAGAAGAACGGCUGCCAAACAGUUGAUAGCUCGUAGCAGAGUAAGUUAAAGUUCAAGAAUCUCUUCGGUUCUUUAAAGCACCGAUUACAUCAUGAACGUGUUUGAUCGCAACAUCAACUUUGACUCCCUCUUCAAGUUCUCCCAAAUAUCUCAUUCCACCCAGGUGCACUUGAAGAAUGUGUACUCCAGCCUGGCACUUUGUAUGUUUGUGGCGGCAGCGGGCUCCUAUGUCCAUGUCGUCACACGCCUCUUCCAGGGAGGUGUGCUGUCUGUACUCGGCUCCUUGGGAAUGAUGUUUUGGCUUGCCAUGACGCCACACAACUCUGAAACAGAGAAGAAGAGACUGGCCAUCCUCGCGGGAUUUGCCUUCCUAACAGGUGUCGGCCUCGGCCCCACACUGGACUUUGUCAUCGCUGUCAAUCCGAGCAUCAUCCUGACUGCUUUCAUGGGAACGUCUGUGAUUUUCAUUUGCUUCACUCUCAGCGCUCUCUAUGCCAAACGCAGGAGCUACCUGUUCCUCGGAGGCACUCUGAUGUCCGGCCUUUCCCUCCUGUUCCUGAUGUCUGUGAUGAACAUGUUCUUUGGAUCUGUGAUGCUGUUUAAGGCACACAUGUACCUCGGGCUGCUCAUCAUGUGCGGCUUUGUGCUGUUUGACACUCAGCUCAUUAUUGAGAAAGCGGAGAAUGGAGACAAGGACUACAUCUGGCACUGCGUUGACUUGUUCCUGGAUUUCAUCACCAUCUUCAGAAAACUUAUGGUCAUCCUCGCAAUGAACGAUAAGCUUUUGAUUUUGCCUCCUUUUCAGGAGAAGAAGAAGGAAAAGAAGUGAAGAACAUUUGCAAAAUAAAAAAACAAUUUGUCAACAGAGGCACAAUUUGCAAUGCAUUUGGUGCUUUUCACUUUCUGUCUUCAUUUAUUGAAUUAACUCCUGUGGUCUUAUAUUAUUGAAAUUUCUUUGAUUUUAUCUUCUGAACUUUCAACAACAGUUGAAUGUAGGUUUAUGCUAAACUAAUGCUGUUCCCCGCCAUGGCUGUGAAUGGAGAAUUAGACUAAUGCUGCAGUGAGCAUGCUUGGCCUGUAGAGGGGAGUGUUGUCCCAUGAACACUCCCAGAAGCUGAGCAGCACUUAAUGAAGAUACUCAUUAUUUAGUGCCAUAAAGGAAUGACAUGAUCGGCUCCUUUUUAGUGAGUCAUGUCGGCUUCUGAGGCUAAUUGUUUUAUUCCAUCUCGUUGAUUUGCUUACUCUGUAGUUUCCCUCCAUUCUCUUAGUGGAGUGUCAUGAUUUUGACAAUAGAUUAUUCCCCUUUUUAAAAGUAUUUUCCGGUCAUUGCUUUUUGUUCCGACAACUCUUCUUUUGAGACCAACAUUUUGUGUUAGAAUGGUGACGCCCGGUAACACUCACAAACCCUAAAAGCCUGUCUGAGUAGUUGUGAUUCAGACGGACCUUUGGGAUCGUGUGUGUCGGGAGCUGGAGGAGGAAGACGAGUCUGUGCCAUCUGUCUUUACAUCUGUCAGCAGGCGAGUGAUUCUGACCUCUCCCAGUGUAAAUUUCUCUAAAUAUGUUGUCUAGAAGUAGUUAGCCAUGUGAUGUUAAACCUUAACGAUUUUUUGACAAUGUAUACUGUGAAGAAUUUAUUUUAUGGAUGUAAAAUUUAAACUAAUUUGAUACAUUUGCUCAAAUAAAUGUGUUGAACGUA